Messenger RNA from Vicia villosa (hairy vetch), 1924 nucleotides. RefSeq names its product 25S rRNA (cytosine-C(5))-methyltransferase NSUN5-like. Gene Ontology annotation, molecular function: methyltransferase activity. NCBI's taxonomy places the organism in Eukaryota, Viridiplantae, Streptophyta, Magnoliopsida, Fabales, Fabaceae. Bases 129 to 1784 code for a protein of 551 amino acids. Gene Ontology annotation, biological process: rRNA base methylation. The record is from RefSeq and is a predicted model, not a curated record. Gene Ontology annotation, cellular component: nucleolus. The transcript is spliced from 11 exons.
UAAUUAAAAUCUAAUUAAAAGUACACGAAAACACGAAACAUAUUACGAAUAUCACGAAACAUAUUAACAAUAGAUACAGUACCCGUGCCGUGUGUUUCCUGAGCUGACCAAAACCCCUAAACCCUGCGAUGCGAAUCAGAAAGCCUCAUAACAACAAGAAGAAUGUCGCCGCCGCUGCCGCUGCCGCCGCCGGCAAAGGAGAAAACGAAGUAAAAACGGCCAAAUUGAAAGGCGCAGAGAGGUCCGCGUACUUCGCACGGAGAGAAGCCGCAAAAAUACUGAGAACCGUCCUCGAAGGAGACGCUAACCGCCGUGCUCUUGCUUCCAUCAAAACCCUCGUUUAUCAUCCUUCCGUCAGAAACAAGAAAGCCACAUUCGCUCUCAUCUGUCAAACCCUCAAACAUCUUCCCAUUAUCAACGAUGUUUUGAAAGCUGCUUCUAUUCUCAACACCAAGUGGAAGAAGCAACAAGAGUUGGUUUAUAUUAUUGUCUAUGAUAUCCUUUUCGGUCAGGGAGUUCCACUGGUCGGUGAUGCAGAGAAGUACCUCAUGCGCCACAAGGACCCUCUACAUUUACAUCUGAAAAAGGUUUUGUCACGGAAGAAUGUGACGACCGUUAAAGAGUUGUUUGCUCUACAAGAGGUUCCUGAUGUUUCUCUACCUCGAAAUGUUCGUGUGAAUACACUUAAAAUGGAUGUUGAUUCUGCCUUAGUUGAACUUCAGAAAAAAUACUCGGUUCAAAAGGAUGAUUUAGUGCCUGACUUGUUAGUACUCCCUCCAGGAACUGAUUUACAUGAUCAUCCUCUUGUCAAGAACGGAAGCAUAUUUCUGCAAGGUAAGGCGAGUUCAAUGGUGGCACCGGCUCUUAGCCCUGAACCAGGAUGGGAGGUUCUUGAUGCAUGCGCGGCACCAGGCAACAAAACUGUCCACCUUGCCGCCCUUAUGAAGAGAAAGGGUAGGAUUAUAGCAUGUGAGCUAAAAAAGGAAAGGAUUAAGCGCUUGAAUGACACCAUAAAGCUAUCCGGAGCUUCCAACAUACAGGUUCUCAAUGAGGAUUUCUUGAACAUAAAUCCCAAGGACCCUUCGUAUUCUAAGGUAAAGUAUAUUUCCUGUUGGUCUGUUACUCCGUCUACCAGAUUGAACUGUCACUUGUUCGUUUUGUGUGUAACUGUUAUAGACUUAUCAUUGCAGUUAAAAGCUAUUCUUUUAGAUCCGUCCUGUUCUGGUUCUGGUACUGCCGCUUCUAGACUAGACCAUCUGCUUCCAUCUAAAGCAGCAGGUGAUAUCGACACAGAAAGAUUGAACAAGCUUGCAGCUUUUCAGAGAAAAGCUCUUGAGCAUGCCUUCCUUUUUCCAGCUUUGGAAAGAAUUGUAUACAGUACAUGUUCAAUAAACCAAAUUGAGAAUGAAGAUGUUGUGAAAUCUGUUCUGCCUAUAGCCGAAUCGUACGGGUUCCAACUGGCAAAGCCCUUCCCCGAGUGGCAGUGUCGUGGUCUUCCAGUUUUUGAUGGCGCUGAGAACCUUGUUCGAACAGAUCCUGCCAAGCACGGAGAGGGUUUCUUCAUUGCCUUGUUUGUCAAGAAAGAUGCUAACCUUUCAGUGAGGUCAAAUAAAAAUGAUAAUAAGACUCUCCCCAAUUCUACCAGAAUUAGAAACGUGCGAAGGAAGAUACCGAUGUUCAUUCACACUAACAUGUUCAAAAUGUGGUUACAUGAUCAAUUGAACCAGCGUCAAAAUUUGAGGAAUAGAAGAUAUUUUUCCUGUCAGUGUAAAAACCAUUCAUAAAAUAGCCUAAAGCAGUUUUGUUUGCACUGCAGCAAUUUUUCAAUUUCCUUUCCCAUAUUUACCAUUUUAAGGGAUAAAAUUAUAAUUUUGUGUUUUUAAUUGUAAUGAUGAAAGAAGCUAUGAAGACGAACUUCUCUUUA